Messenger RNA from Sodiomyces alkalinus F11, 1195 nucleotides. RefSeq lists its product as hypothetical. The transcript is spliced from 2 exons. The record is from RefSeq and is a predicted model, not a curated record. Bases 358 to 891 code for a protein of 177 amino acids. Lineage: Eukaryota; Fungi; Ascomycota; Sordariomycetes; Glomerellales; Plectosphaerellaceae.
AUAGGCAGACCAGUGGUCAGCUACUUGAGCAGUUUCUCAUAUGUCCUGUGUGACUGAGUCGCAUGUACGGGGUACUUUCUGAUCUUAAUUCUCAAUCCUAUUGGUGCAUCAACCCGACGAAAUACUGUAAGGCCCCCACGGUCUUGUUGGUGAUACCUGACGUUCGACAUGCCUUUACAUAAGGUACCUAAGGUAGGCAGGGGCGCUUACAUACGAUCAAGGAUAAAAGGGCAGCUCCUCGCCCAGAAAAGGCAUCAUCGGAGACCGAUCGUUCAGCCUGAAUACCACUGAUGAAGUACACACCCCUGUCUUUUGAUCUGUAACCCCAUCAGAAACCACAUCACAUCCUCUCUUGCAAUGUCCUCAACCUCGCAGAAACAAAUUGCCGUGGCUUUCUACCGUCGGGAUCCCAUCUCAACCGACCCGCACAAACGCAAAAUCUACCAGCACGAGUCGUACCACUGGGGAAUUCUGAUCGUGCAGCAAGGCAACGUUCACGACGCCUACGAGGCGACAGACAGAAACAGGCUCGACCCCGUCACGUGGAAGCAGGAAAACCCGACCCUGGAUUGGUGGUUCAAGGCCAAACAAGGCGUCAACCCGUACCGAAGUGGGAAGUAUCUCGGGUGCGUCGUCGUCGGGACGGUGCCGGCCGACAAGUCGAGGGACGAUGUCCAGGCGUUCCUGCACGAGGUGCCCCUGCCCAAGAGGCACCAGUAUCCGCAGCAGAGCUGUGUGACGUGGGUUGGGAACGCCAUACGCGCCUUGGGCGAGGCGCAGUGGAUGCGCGAGUUGGACUGGGAGGAAUUCGCGGACUGGGCGCUCGCAUACGCCGACAAGAGACUGAAGAACUCGGAGGACACUCCAGAGGUAGUCUAUUACGAAAAGUAAUGGAAGCAAGAGCGAGAGAGGUGAGGAAGAGAAAAGAAGGAAAGGGAAUCUUGGCCCUAACUGUUCGCGGUGGGUAACUCAGGGACCGAUCUAUCAAGCUCUGUAUUUGGAUCAUCGCAGCUACCUACCUAAUUGGCAGAUAGUUUCUGAGGGAAAGAAGUAGAUAAAGGACUAAGCGAUAUAUAAGGUAGGUAAUCCGAAGUGGCUAUAUACUAGGUACUUAGAGAGUAUGAUAUAUGAGAGGGUAAUCUGUCUAUCUGUAUAUUGAAUAUAAGCACGAAAAUAAGCCCUAUAUAUAAGAUAU